Molecule: messenger RNA, 1648 nt
Organism: Triticum dicoccoides
Lineage: Eukaryota; Viridiplantae; Streptophyta; Magnoliopsida; Poales; Poaceae
Product: putative F-box/LRR-repeat protein At3g58880
Exons: 4
Coding region: 161-1357 (398 amino acids)
Molecular function (GO): protein binding
Source: RefSeq, a predicted model, not a curated record
UUCCCAUUCGAUCCCCAUUCCAGCUGACCAAGUCGCCACCACCGAGCGUCUUCCACUUCGCGCCGCCACGUCCUUCGCCGUCUAUUCAUACAGCGCCGUGGACGCCGGAGCCGCCGUCUCGCCUCCCGGCUGCGUACUACCAGCCCAUCUGUUUGAUAAAAUGUCAACUGUGGUGUCAAGUUCCAAGAGGUCAUGGGGACAAGCAGCAGACAGUGUUGACAGACUCAGCAGCCUCCCAGACCCGCUGCUCCAUCUCGUGAUGUCCUUCCUGCCAAUGCCAGAAGUCGUGCGCACAAGCUUGCUCUCGCCAAGGUGGCGCUAUCUAUGGGCCUCUGUGCCGUUCAUCCACCUAGAUUACAAGGACUUUGUGAAUGGUGGUGAUGAUCUAAAGAAGAGAAAAUUUGAUCAGAACAGGCUGCAGAAAUUUGGGGACCAGUUGCUACUCUUGCGUGAUGGCACUCCGCCCCUGGAUGAAGCUCGGAUCUUCAUCAGAAGUGGUCCAAUUGCUGAGAAAUGUUGUACGUGGAUUCGUCAUGCCAUCAGGCAUAAAGCUCGUCUGCUUCAUGUUUAUGGUCUCUCCAUUGGAGAAGAAAUAUUUUUCGAUAAUAGAUUGAUGAUUCCUUCUCAGCACCUGAAAAGAAUCAGGCUCCAAAUGGUCCCUUUGGAUAGCAUAUCCUUUAGGAUGCUAAAUUUUGACUUCCCUGCGCUUGAACAUUUAGAGCUGCAAGAUUGCAAUGUCUGGCCCAUGCAGAAGAUCUCAUCGAGGUCACUCAAGACUAUACACAUAUCCCGCUGCGAUUUCGAGGAAGGUCACGAGAUUUGUGCUCCGAAUCUAAACCAUCUGUCUAUCCUCGACUCAUCAUUUGGAGGUAUCCUUGUAACUAGGGAUCUGCAUUCUCUAGUUGCAGUUUCAAUAUGUCUAGGCAAUCAAGAUAAAAUAUUGGAUCACCGUGUAUUUGAUGGCCUAUCACAAGUCACAACCUUGAAGUUGCAUGCACCAUUACCUGAGCCCACACUCGAGAGGAGUUUGCAAACAUGCCCGGUGUUCAGCAACCUUUCAAGCCUGGUGCUGGGUGAAUGGUGCAUGGCUUCCGACUUUGCUCCACUACUUCUCAUUCUCCGCCGCUCGCCUAAACUAAAGUAUCUGACCCUUAAGCUCGGCACGGAGCAGCAUGGAGAAUGCAAGGCUGCUGUCUGUAAUCCGUCACCAAGGGAGCAAUCAUCUUCGGGCGGUUAUCCUAGCAUCGAGAGGGCCGUGAUCUACUGCGGCAGAGAUGAUCCGGGGGUGAGCGCACUGGUGAAGGUGCUGCUGCCGAUCGUCAUCCCACGCGGGGAGAUCAGCAUCAAAGGUCACUAGUAGUAUCAGAUGCAUGCUCACGCACUGCCCCUGUUGCUGACUUGCUAGUGCGAUGGAUGUGUAUGUAUGUAUGCAUGUCAAGAGGUGUGUCAAGUUGUAUCUUUUGUUAGUGCUAUGGAUGGAGCAUCGUGUUAAGAACUGUUUUUUAGAGAAAUUUGUAUGGGUUUGAGAAUAUGAACAGUACCAGCAACUCUCUGCAAAUUUUAAGUUUUCAUACAUUGUACUAUGUCUUUGGUGCAGAAAACAUGCAAGAACAAGGACACCAUGAUAGAGCUUUCCAAGGCUUGGCCA